This is a messenger RNA of Benincasa hispida (wax gourd), 1901 nucleotides long. RefSeq names its product FK506 BINDING PROTEIN 53 (gene FKBP53). NCBI's taxonomy places the organism in Eukaryota, Viridiplantae, Streptophyta, Magnoliopsida, Cucurbitales, Cucurbitaceae. The record is from RefSeq and is a predicted model, not a curated record. Gene Ontology annotation, molecular function: peptidyl-prolyl cis-trans isomerase activity.
AUUUUCCCAAUUGAAUUCAGACAGUCCAGAACUUUCGUUGACAAAUUGAAGAAAGGCGCCCAGCGGCGGCAGUAAUAAACGCAUCUGCUCAGGGUUUAAGGAAGCAGAGUAGCGUCGUCUAGGGUUUUAGAGAAAGCUUCAUUCAACUACAACCAAGAUUCUCCCUUCUGAAAUGGGUUUCUGGGGCAUUGAAGUGAAACCAGGCAAACCAUACCCCUACCAUUCUGAUAAUGUGACGGGAAAGCUUCGGAUAACUCAGGCAACUUUGGGACCUGGCUCAUCGAAAGAGAGAAGCAUCAUACAGUGUUCUGUUGGUGACAAGAGUCCAAUCUUUUUGUGCUCUUUGAUACCAAAUAAGAUUGAAUCAUGCCCCUUGAAUCUUGAAUUUGAGGAAGAUGAUUUGAUAGCCUUUUCAGUUAUUGGCCCACAAAGCGUCCAUCUUUCUGGUUAUUUUGUAGCCAACGAGGGACAUGCAAUUAGGGAUGACUAUGAGUCUGAUUCUUUUGGGGAGGACAUCGCAGAAACAGAUACAGAGGAUUCAUCAGAAUAUGAUACUGGAGAUGAAUAUGAUGAUGAGUUCAUCGAUGAUGAUGACGACGACUAUCCUGGGAUGUACCCAACUUCGCCAGUUCCUAAAAGUGGAGUUGUAAUUGAGGAGAUAGUGGAUGAUGAAAAAUCAAAUGAUGCCAAUGGUCAAGCUAAAAAAGUGAAAAAAAAUAAGUCGAGUGACUCUGAGGGCAUUAGGAACUCUCAGUGUCAAAUUGUGUUGAAAAGGAAUGUGGGAAAUGCUGUUUCAGAAAGCGAAGAUGAAGAUGGAUUUCCAAUCCCUACCAAAAGCAAGAGCAAAGCGAAUAUUCAGAAAUUAGGACCAGAACAAGAGCAAAAAGGCCCAAGUACUGAGAGUGUGGAGGAGACAAAGGAAAAAGAUGGCAAUGAUGCUUCUAGCUUGAAAAGAAAAGUUGAAAACGAUGAGCAAGUUGAUCAUAUGGAAAGGAAAAAGAAAAAGAAGCAGAAAAAAAAGGUAACAGACGAAAAAGCUCAGAAAACUGGUAAUGAUGGUAAUAUGGGGAGUGAAAAGCCACAAGUGGAAGUUGACAGUGCAGUUGUUAAUUCGAUUUCUGAUGGAGAUGAGAAAGAUAAAAAGCUAUCUGAACAGAGGGACGCCUCCACUCACAUGGAUGUUGUUGAUGGUGAAAAUCAUAAGGAAGAUGAGCAAAAAAAGAAGAAAAAGAAGAAAGGGAAGAAGAGCAAGGAGACUGAAGCUGGAUCAAAAUCUGAUGAGCUAACUAAAACGGCGGGUGAUCAGAGUAAAUCGGCUUUGGGAUCAAAAGUGAAGGAAAAUGAAUCCAAACCAUCUCGAGUGAGAACCUUUGAUAAUGGAUUGGUUAUUGAGGACGUAGCCAUGGGUAAACCAGAUGGUAAAAGAGCUUCACCUGGAAACCAGGUUAGUGUUCACUACAUUGGCAAGCUAAAGAACGGCAAAAUAUUUGAUAGUAAUGUUGGAAGGGCACCAUUCAAAUUUCGCUUAGGUGUGGGACAGGUUAUUAAGGGCUGGGAUGUCGGGGUUAAUGGCAUGCGAAUUGGGGAUAAAAGGAGAUUGACAAUCCCUCCAUCAAUGGGUUAUGGAGAUAAGAAAGUUGGGAAGAUCCCGCAGAAUUCAUGGCUUACUUUUGACGUUGAAUUGGUCGGCGUUCGCUAGUGCAUCCUUAUUAUAUACAUAUACAUUAGAGUAUAGUCUUUCUAUCUUAAAUUUUUGUUUCCAUGUAAUUUUUUUUUACUUGCCAUCAAUCUCAAUUUUGUAUGUUGUUUAAUAUCGGCUCGGCACAGACCUGAUUUUUUAAUGUUGGAUGAAAAUUGGAAUUUCAAACAGUUAGAUAGUGACUUUUCAAUAGAAAUUUAUA